Molecule: messenger RNA, 2161 nt
Organism: Mytilus trossulus (common blue mussel)
Lineage: Eukaryota; Metazoa; Mollusca; Bivalvia; Mytilida; Mytilidae
Exons: 8
Coding region: 92-1459 (455 amino acids)
Source: RefSeq, a predicted model, not a curated record
AUUGCAAAUAGCAACUGGGUUUGUGCAGACAGGUUACAGUCCAGACGUCUUCCAGUUUUUGGAAUAUACAUGACGAUUUUGAUUUUGGACAAUGGCAUUCAACCAGUCUGUAUCUGUCCCAACGGGAGCAAUACGACGACAAGCCUUGGAGACGGUUCUUAAACACCCAUCCGACAUACAACUUGUUAAAAAAGCAGUAGAAGAGUAUAGAGAUAUGUUGGAGAUUGAAAAAUAUUUUUCAGAUAUUGAUCCUAACAGACAUACGUCGCUUUGCAAAAAGUAUGAGCAUCAGUCUGUAUCUAGUUAUAGCAAACUUGGUGAAGAACUAGUAGAUGACAACAAGAACAGUAAACUAAUCAAACAUAUAUGGGGUAUUUACAAGUCUAAAAGACUACCAGAGUGUCAAAAAGCAAUGCUCGAAUUCAGCUUACUGAAAGACAUUUGUACAGCAUAUGAAAAACAGAAAACACAGUACAAAAGAGAAAAUUUGAGUAGCACGUACAGCGGUACUGGAAAUCCUCGUGUAAACACACAGGGUCUUCAGACCACUACAUUUCACCAAACUGCACACACCACUCAAAGUCGUCAUCCUACUGGAGUUCCUGAUAAUGCACCAGUUCAGAUCGAUGGACAAAUAUUUUAUCCAGAAACUAUGUAUAAACAGUUGGAACAUAGAGCAUCAGAACAAUUCAAAGAUAUUGAUUCACUUCAAAAAGAUCUUAAAGACGCAAAUCUGCAAAUGAACGAAUUGAGGAACAGGCUUAGUGGAUUUGCCAGCAAGCAAUUGACGGAGGGUAAUCCUGAUUUUACCGACCUUAGUGACAAAAAUAGGCCGACAAAAAUUGCAGAAAUGUUCCAUAAUAUUUAUGACGAAGAAUGGACCACCGCCUUAGAAGCUUUGACUCAUGUAAAAAAAGGUAGUGAACCAAGAACAGAAGAACAAGCCAUAAAAUUGUUGAUGGAAAUUAUAAAGAGAGGAUAUUUAUUUUGUGACAAUUAUGCAAGAAAACAGGAGGAUAAUUUCAUAACAUUGUGGAACCAAUGCAUUGAAAAGCCAUUUUCAUCGGCAAUGAGUUUAGAAUCUACACCAGGACAAAACACGAAAAAGGUUCCUAAAAUUGUUCUCAGUGAAUUUAAAAAUUCUAGAAAGGUUGAUUGCACUGAGACCAUAAAGAAUGCUAUAAAGGAAUUUAACACAGAGGUGCUGUCAAAGCUAAAUCACAAAGACAACCCAGCGGUUAUAGCAUAUGCCUCCAGAUGCAUUGAAGCAUUGUGGCUUAUGGUUAUUCAGGAUCCGCCAAUGACGAUUGAUUGGCCAAAGGAAAAUUCAAAAUUUGACAGUGGUGUAUAUAAAGAAUAUUGUAGAAAAGGACAAUAUGUGAAGUUACCAGUAUGGCCAGCUGUAUAUCUUUAUAAAAAUGGCCCACUGGUGAAUAAAGGUUACGCAAUGCCUGAGUAGUUAACUGCAAAAACUUUAUUGUAUAUGAUUGUAAAUAUUAUUUAUUAGAGAAGUUUGAUGAAACUACAGUUACUCUUUUACUUAAGAUAUAAUUGUUAUUUCUAUUAUAAACUAUUUUCAUUGAUGGUUGCAUUUUCGGCAUACGGAUAUUUAAGUGCUAACAUAAUAUAUUUCAGAAUAAAUGCAUACCUUAGAAGAACAAUUUAAAUCUGAAUUUAGAAAACAUAAAUGUAGUUUUUGUAAAAUAGAGGGAAGCCAAGUAUAAGGAUAUAUAAUUGUGUGUUGUAAUUACAAGUUCAUUUGCUUUAAAUAAUUGGUUAAUACGCCUAAGUAUAUAAAAGGAAUCCUACAUUUGAUAUUAACAUGCAUGUGCAAAAACAAAAAAAACAGCAUAGACAACAACACUGAAAUGCACAGGGUUCAAUACCACUAAGAUUAUCUGAAAAAUAACUGGCACUCGUAAAAAGACUGUACUGUUUUAUGUUCCGAUAUUUUAUAUGAUGUAAAGAUCAAAUGGCCUUUCAAGAUUACAAGUUGUUUUCUAGUGUUAAUGCUUUUUAUUUCGCAUCAUUGUUACACUGCUUCAGAUAACACUAUGUGACAAUGUGUUAUGUUAAUAUGAUGAAAGUAUUCUCUGUCAUAUUGUUUCAACUGAGAUACGUAAAUAGCAUUUAAAGCACACACCUUGUCUACUGCAUAAAU